GCGCAAAAAGAAGAGCAGUGACGGAGCAGAAUGAAUUCACUUUCUGUUUUGCUGAACUGAGACUGAAUAUCGAGUCAGCAGGUCGAUCCUCUGUCUUCAAGCGGAUCUUUAUUUCUAGGAUUUAUUUUCCGAUGGGUGACAAACAGGCAACACGCAUCUGCGGCACGUGCCACAAAGACGUCGCCGAGGAAAACUUCGCUCUGCAUGAAACGCACUGCAGACGCUUCCUGUGUCUCUGCCCCGACUGCGAUGAACCAGUUCCCAAAGAGCAACUGGACCAACACAGAGAGGAGCAGCACACCGAGGUGAGAUGCUCCAAGUGUCACCUGAAGAUGGAACGUCGUCACCUCCUGGAUCACGAGUCCGAUGAGUGUGAGGAGCGUCUGCAGAGUUGUCCGUUCUGCGAGCUGGAGCUGCCGUCUAAAGAUCUGGACGAACACCGUCUGGCCUGCGGGAGUCGCACCGAGCUCUGCAGGGACUGCGGCCGCUACGUCACCCUGAAGGACCUGCCCGGCCACGGCGCCGCCUGCUCGGCUGCCAACGGCGGCUCGGGUCCUCCUCCAACCGCCAGCAAAGUAGUGCCACCGAACAAGAGUAAGGAGAUGUUGGAUGUGAAGCUUCAGCACAAACGCAGCUAUCGUCAUGUCUUUUCUAUUAAACUACGACCGUGUCUUGGUUUCUUUUUCACAGCAAAAACAACGGCGCGUUGUAGCAGAUGUAUGGCAUCUUUUCCUGUUCAGGAUAUAGAAGAACAUGAGAUGGUGUGUCUUCUAGCAGCCAGGUUGGAUGACGAAGAGGCUGCGUCAGAGGAGGAAGAAGUGAGUGAGGAAGAGGAUUAUUUCACCGGGCAGAGGGCCACCCCUUGGCUUUCAAGGUGCUACCAGGCAGGCUCCCAGUCGGACGGGCCCGGCAGAAGAACCGGUGUCGUUGCAGGAGACCCGGACCAGAUCAGCACCUGCCCCCACUGUCACCUGGCCCUGCCCGUCGUCACACUGCGCUGGCACGAGGUAAGAUUCCUACAUCACACAGCAUUUUGUAUGCGUUUAAAAGUCGCCUACUUGUACGAUGUUUCACCCGUCCUCUCUGUUUGUUUUUAGGUGAAAUGCCAAAUCUUCAUUAACUUAAGAUAAAAAGAGAGAGAGCGCUGCUUCAUCAGCAAAGGGAUGGAAGACGAGUGUUUGAGCAUAUCACUGUCAGCCCACUUUAGAUUAUUUUAAUGAAGGUAAACAUUUCGUUUUUAGUUUUAUUCACCUUUAGUUUGAAUCAGUGUGUAAAUGACUUUGUGCUUGCAUGGAAAGAAAGUGACUUAAAUAAUAAAACUCUGUAUUUAAGUACAGUUUACACACUUUGUAGCGCUGCUUUUGUUAAACACAAACAAAGCUACUGAACCGGAACGCUAUAAUCACCUCUUGUUGAAAUCUGUGAUUUGAAUGUUUUGAAUCAGAGACAUUAUGUUUCGGAAUUUUCAUUAGUGUAAAAAUGGAACUGUUGCUGCUAACGUUUACAUUAAAAUAUUUACAUGUAAAAAAUCUGAGUAUUAGUUUAAAAGACAUAUAAAUAAGUUUACUUAGUUUAAUUGUCUUUCACUGUGUAUGGAGUCCAUAUGAUGUCUAGUUACUAUUAUAAAUGUGAUGUGUCGACAAAUUUAAGCUAAUCUCACAUCACCAACAUUCAGCUUAAUGUUAUUGGUAUUAUGUAAUUUGAGGUACGUUGUAUUAUCUUUGUGAAAUGUAAUUUUUUUUUAAUUGCAGUUUAUUUACUGUACAGUCUAGUUAAACAAGUAAUAUAUUAAUGUGUUGUUGGUUGUAUUUCAAGAUAUAAACAACUUUGAUUGUAAUAGUCAAAACUAAACUAGAAAAUAUUUCUUUAAAAGGAGCAGUGUGUCGGAUUUAGUGGCAUCUAGUGGUGAGGUUGCAUACUGCGUCCAACUAAAGACCAGUGUCCCUUAAAUCCUUUAAAAAAAUAAAAACAUACCUUAAAAAAAUUUAAGU
Anarrhichthys ocellatus (wolf-eel) is the source of this 1991-nucleotide messenger RNA. It is a transcript of the gene xaf1, whose product is annotated as XIAP associated factor 1. The transcript has 5 exons. The coding region runs from base 132 to 1097 and encodes 321 amino acids. Gene Ontology annotation, molecular function: zinc ion binding. Gene Ontology annotation, cellular component: mitochondrion. Lineage: Eukaryota; Metazoa; Chordata; Actinopteri; Perciformes; Anarhichadidae. The record is from RefSeq and is a predicted model, not a curated record.